Molecule: messenger RNA, 693 nt
Organism: Anarrhichthys ocellatus (wolf-eel)
Lineage: Eukaryota; Metazoa; Chordata; Actinopteri; Perciformes; Anarhichadidae
Gene: cfap77
Product: cilia and flagella associated protein 77
Exons: 7
Source: RefSeq, a predicted model, not a curated record
GAAACAGAGGGCCACUUACCAGCUUUCUCAGCUUCAACUGUACCAUCUGGACCAACAAGCCACCACAGAGGAAGCAUGUCGUCACCCAGAGUGGGCGUGGUCAGAGACUCCAUGUUGACCAAUCCGCUGCACAUCAAGGCACCUCUGGGUCAGACCCGGUCCAGAGGUCUGUCACUUCCUGGUCCAGAGUUCACUUUCGGAAUCAGCAGCGGCUCGCUGGGAGAUGGAGGCGUGGCUGAGGCUCUGUCCAGCUGGAGGGUUCAGUCCCAACGUGGACACUCUGCUCCUCACCGACCGCUCGUUCCGGACUUCGUGUCUCUGAACCGGGACGCGGUGAAGUCCGGCCUGGUGACGUCCAAAGAGCUGAGUCAGUACCGGGCUCAGAGGGGCAGGGAAAGGAGACAGAACCCCGCCCCCAAACACCAAGGGGGCGUGGCUUCACAGCGCCCGGUGGUGCCUGACAUCACACACGGAGUCACAACCAGGCUGUCGUCUCCGUUCUCAGACCUCAUCUCUCAUCAGUACGCUCAACGCUGGAAGGACAAGCAGAUGAGCAGGAAUCUAACCGACAACCACAAAUGGCUGCAGAGGGUGAAACCAGGAGGUAUCCCUGAGACCAGGACCAGUCUGCUGAGGAGGAGCAGAUCUCUGCCCGUCACACACACACCAAUCACUCUGCCAACCCUCACACAG